Messenger RNA from Micromonas pusilla CCMP1545, 1440 nucleotides. NCBI's taxonomy places the organism in Eukaryota, Viridiplantae, Chlorophyta, Mamiellophyceae, Mamiellales, Mamiellaceae. The record is from the annotation of a RefSeq genome assembly.
AUGUUUGUUUCUGUUGUUCCUCCGUCGCUCGUCAAACUGACCGCGUUCGGACGUCGCGCGUGCGACGGAGACGCGCGCGAGCGGUCGCUGCUCGCCGCGGCGCACUGCUUCGCCGUCGGCGCCGCCGCGAGCGCGGGCAGAUACGCGUUCGCGCUCUUUCCCGCGGCGCGGUGGCGUUUUAUGGAUGAGUUGUCUUUUAUGGAUAUCCAUGAAAUAGCAGAACUCCAGAAGACGACGAACGCGACCCUGGACGUGAUCUCCGCGUCGUCGUUCGCCGGCGGCGGCGUCUUGUGAGGCUUUGAAAAAAACGCUUCGAAGAAAUCUCCAGAAGAUUACCGUUACGACGACGACGACACCGAAAGAGUACGACCCCCGACUCCGGAUCGUCGUUCGAUCGCGGCGCGCGUCGGCGGUGCCGUCGCGCGCUCUCCUACGCUCUGCGCGACGACGCUUUUCCUGUUCGCGUGCGCCGUGUCCGACGCGGCUUCGAUGACGCCGUUCGACGCCACUUUUUUUCACUUGGCCGGCGAAAGGUGCUUUCUAUCUCUUCGCUUCGUAUGGAAUGGCCGCGAAAGUCGCCAGCGGUUCGAGCGGUGGAUCGCGUGGGUCCCGAGCGUCCUCGGCGCGGCGUCGUACGCCGCGACGGGCGCGCGUCGAGUAUUCGUCGUCGGCGCGCGUCGUAAAGAUAAAGAUUCGAAGACGCCGACGCCUGACGUCGACCUGACCGCGCGUCGCGUGAACUACGAGGCGUGCGACGACGUCGACUGGAGCGCAGACGACGAGGGCUUGAACGCCGCGGCGUCGGACGAGUCCUACGACGAGCGCGAUUUCGAACGCUCGAACGCGCGGCGUUUCUCGAGAAAAAUCGACGCGCUCGUCGCGACCGUCGCGAGGGUCGCGCAGACGCCGUUGCAUCUCCUCGCGUCGCUGUCUUUCCUGGACGAGUCCGCCGUCGUCGGCGCCGCCGAGGGCCUGGAAUGGGGAGGAUGGUCGUUUGGCGCGCAGCCCGCGGCAGCGGCGGCGAUAACGUCCGUCGUUAAUGCGUUGCGCGGCGUCGAGCAAGAAUCCUUCGUCGUCUCGAGCUCGAUGAGCGACCUCGAGGCGAUUCGCAAAGAGAGCAUCUUCGGAGACGCGAGCGGCGCGGACGUCGUCGCGGACCCGAGCGACUUCGAAGGGCUCGUCGGGAACGUCGCCGAGGGCGUCGCCGCGGCGGUGUGCGACGCCGCGGCCGCCGCGGCGGACGCGGCGACGUGCGCGGUGAUCGCGAUCGAUCCGGGCGGCGGCGGCGGCGGCGGCGGCGGCGGCGGCGCUGGCGGCGCGGAGACGGCGGCGAGGCUCGCGCACCUCGCCGGCGGCGUGUUUUUAUUCGCGUCGUCGGUGGCGUGGAUCGUCGAGCUGCGCGCGUCUUCGCGGUUGGGGUGCGACCCGUCGAGGAAGUAG